AUGGAAAGAUGCUACAAAUUCAGUACAGACCGUCAGCCUUUCUAUAUGGCUGAGGAAUCAUGUCAAGCUCUUGGCGGACACUUGGUUUCCGUACAAAACGGCUUCGAAAAUGCCAUGUUGGCGGAAACGGCUUCAUCACAAAAUCUGGGCAGCCCUUUUUACAUUGGUUACAAUCGCAUGGUGAGUAGUGGAUGGACUUGGAUCGAUGGCUAUAAUGCCUCCACAUUCACAAACUGGGGACAAGGUCAACCUGACGCAACUUCGCAAUGCUCAGUUGAGGCCCUAAAUGGAACAUGGUACUCGGUGAACUGCGCUUCAUCUCACCCUUACGUCUGUGUAUUUACGUCCGACAUCCCACCGACCACAUGUCCCACAUGUCCAGCCGCUCCUACGUGCCCAUCAGCUCCGGGUUAG
This is a messenger RNA of Strongylus vulgaris, 414 nucleotides long. Lineage: Eukaryota; Metazoa; Nematoda; Chromadorea; Rhabditida; Strongylidae. The record is from the annotation of a GenBank genome assembly.